AUGAGGCACUAUCUUUGGAAGCCGCAGCACACAAGCUUUUUUUGAGGUUGCUUCUCUUCCGCCGCACCCCUGUUCACCGUCUCCGAGGUUGCAGGGUUUCACGGCUCCAAUGGCGGCUUUCCACCACUUCGGGAACAUGAACGAAGUCGCAUUCAAGCCCCGCCUGCUUCUCUCACUCAUAAGAGACCAUCUUCCCGACGAGAAAAGUUCCUUCUCCGACCCCUCUAAACUCUCCAAGGCCGUGUCACUUUUAAAAACCCACUCUCUUCUCUCCGAGUCUUUUCUCGCAGACUCCACCUCCACCAAAGUAAUCGAAGCCUGGAAAUCCGCAUUCUCUUCAUGGCUCAACCGCAUAUUCUCCCUCCUCUCCACCUCCAUGCCUGAUAAAUGCUGGGCGGGGAUCACUCUGCUCGGGGUGACAUGUGAAGAGUGCAGCUCUGAGCGUUUUCUGGAAUCUUACUCUGCGUGGUUCAACAAGUUGCUGGCUUUUCUACAGUCACCAGCAGAUUCACAUCUAGUGAAGGUAGCGGCUUGUGCUUCAUUGUCUGAUAUAUUUAUAAGGUUAAGUGGAUAUCCUAAGAUCAAGAAAGAAUCAUCUUCCUGUGCUGUUAAAGUUGUUCAGCCUACAUUGAAGAUGUUGACUGAUGAGAACUCAGAGGCAAUAUGGGAUGCUGCAGUUCAUUUGUUAUGCACCAUAGCAACCUCAUUUCCAUUUUCGAUUCGUAGUCAUUAUGAUGGUGUUGAAUCUGCUAUCGCCUUAAAACUUUUGUCUGGAGGAUGCAGUCUUGAUAUGUCGCAGAAACUGGCUCAUUGCCUUGCACUGCUUCCAAAAUCAAAAGGAGACAAUGAAAGCUGGUCUGUGAUGAUGCAGAAAAUUUUGGUGUUAAUAAAUGAUCAAUUAAAUCUAGCUUUUCAUGGUCUAGAAGAAGAAACCAUGCGUGAUGGGGUUACUAGGCUUUUGGUUUUACCAGGAGAACAUCCUCCACCACCGUUAGGAGGCUACAUAUUGGCAGAAGAAGUUAGAAACAAUGCAUCACAAAUGACUGAGCAAUCCUUGAUGUCUAAUGUCUCUACCCUUAUGUCUGUCUGUUGUCUAAUGCUUACAAAUUCAUAUCCUGUUAAGGUAAAUGUUCCUGUUCGCCUGUUAUUGGUCCUGGUUGAGAGAGUUCUGAAGGUAAACGGUUCUUUGCCACAAACGUCAAUGCCAUUCGUGACUGCCAAGCAGCAAGAGAACAUUUGUUCAGAACUUCCGGCUUUGCACUUGAGUAGCCUGGAAUUGCUUACAGCUAUCUUAAAGUCUCUGGGCAGUCAACUAUUACCACAUGCUGCCUAUAUUGUACUUAUCAUUACAAAGUACUUCAAGACAUGUGAGUUGCCGAAGUUAAGGAUUAAGGUCUAUUCAGUGACAAAGAAUUUGCUCAUAACCAUGGGUGUUGGAAUGGCUUUAUACCUUGCACAGGAAGUUAUCAACAAUGCUUUUACUGAUUUAAGUAGUAUUGAGCAUACGAAUGGUGACAUAUUAAAUGGUUCAAUUUCAAACGCCCCUGCUGGAGCAAAGAAACCAUCCAGUCAUAGAAAAAGGAAGCACAUCAAUGCAACGGGAUCCCUUCAGGAGCAUGAUCAAGGUGGUGGUUUGGGCUUGGAAGUUCCCAAGAAUUGUCCAUUGACUCCAAUUUCUCUGAGAAUAGCUGCACUGGAGACAUUAGAGGCUCUUGUUACCGUGGCGGGUGCUUUAAAAUCUGAACCCUGGAGAUCAAAAGUUGAUAGCCUUUUGAUAGUCAUUGCAACGGAUUCUUUUAAGGAAGGAACAGUUGGUGAAGAAUUCAGUGUGCUUCAUCUAAAGGAACCUGCUGCUACUGUCACAGAUUUGCAGCUAGCUGCAUUGAGGGCUUUAUUAGCAUCUUUUCUUUCAUUUGGUCGAGGGAGACCUCCAUAUUUAUCCGAGGGGCUUGAACUUUUCCGUAGAGGGAAGCAACAAACUUCUGUAACAAAGCUAGCUGAGUUCUGUGUCCAUGCUCUGUUAACCUUGGAAGUGCUUAUACAUCCUAGGGCACUUCCAUUGGUAGAUUACACCUAUAAUGAUAACAAUUCUUUCGGUGAAGCCCAUAGUAAUCUCCAACAUGAAUAUUUUGGCCGAAGCAACAAAACCCCAUAUGGUUUACCUCAAGUUUCUCCUGACUAUGAUGACGAUGUUUAUGCUGAAUGGCUUGAAAAUGGCAAUGAAGCUGAUGUGCCAAUGGCUAAAGAUACAAAAAACAACCAAGAGACUUCUGAAGCUUGCAGAGAUAAUGAUCCUGAAGUGCUUCCUGUGCAUGUAUCUUCUGACACAAAUAUACAGAAGAGGGCCCAAAUGGAUUCUGAGGCUGCCACUUCUGCAGAUGUUGAAAUGAAAACUGUUGGGGAUGAAACCAAUUUCAAGUCAUAUCAACCUGGAGAAUCUGCAGUGCAAUUUCAGGAUCCUGGAUCUUUCACCCUGAUGGAAGAUCACAAUGAUAUAGUGUCUGAGAAGAUUCUUUCAGACAGCACUGCUCCUCAUAAUGAAGCUAGUCAUACGGAAUCAGACCAAGGAAACUCUGUUAAUAAAGACUUUGCUUCUCAGAGUAACAGCUUAAGGCAAACAACCACAGGCUCCAAUAUUUUUCAGGAAUUUUCUUUUAAUGACAAUUCACUAGCUGAUGAAGAUGGUUUUCCUGAUAUUGUGGAUGGAGACCCAGAUUCUGAUUACGAUGAAGGAGAGUUUUGGUAAUUUUUGUUAUCCAUAGAAGCAUAAGAAAUACAUAGGGUAGUUCAAAUUCAUUCUCUUUUUCCAUCUUUUUCCCAAAGGAAGCAUUCGAAGUUUUGACCUCUGCGAAAAAUGAAAUAGUUUUCAAACUUGAGUUCAGUUCGUUAGAAAGCAGUAAAUUUGUGUCUGUUAUAGUUUUAUCAUUUCUUUAUAAUCAACAGUUUGUUAGAACAUAGUAAAUUUCUUUUUAAUCAAACUAAUGUGUCUUC
Messenger RNA from Vigna radiata var. radiata (mung bean), 2991 nucleotides. Its product is annotated as proline-, glutamic acid- and leucine-rich protein 1. Lineage: Eukaryota; Viridiplantae; Streptophyta; Magnoliopsida; Fabales; Fabaceae. Gene Ontology annotation, cellular component: nucleus. Gene Ontology annotation, biological process: rRNA processing. Bases 110 to 2746 code for a protein of 878 amino acids. The record is from RefSeq and is a predicted model, not a curated record. The transcript has 13 exons.